AUGGACUUCUCAUACUUUACAUCCGCACCUCAACCGUAUCCAUUCCUCGGUCUAGCGCAGUCGCAGGACGAUCAGCCGGACGAGUUCCAGAUCACUGCGCCUGGUACCAACCAGUACGAUGAACCGUUUGCAGCAUUCCAGCAGAACUUCCUCUACGAUCCCUCUACCUUUCUCGCGCAGUCACACCAUGCGCCCGUCCAACCCCAGCCCAACGAGCCGAGGCUCCGGCUCGAGUCGAGCACAUCUUUACCCGAGACAGAGAUGGAAACCACCCAAGGCGCGGAAAUGAACAUGGACGACACCCCUAUGGGCCGGAGCAGCAGCGACGAGAAAGAUGCCGCUAUCAUGUCCACCCAACAAAGCAGAAGGAAAGCGCAAAACAGAGCAGCUCAACGGGCGUUUCGAGAACGAAAGGAAAGACAUCUCAAAGACGUCGAGGCCAAACUCAGCAGUCUACAGGAACAGACGGCCGCCUUGAACGGCGAGAACGAACGGCUACGGCGCGAACUGGCCAGGAUGACGACCGAGAACGAAAUCCUUCGCGCGACUUCCGGUUCUGUCUCCGUCUCCAGUGGCUCGGGGUCGACGCCUUUUGGGCCAUUACAACCCGAUGAAAUGGUCGGCCCGUUGAGGUUCGUGCCCACUGAUCGUCGUCCUCCCAAGGCUGGAUCCUCGGGAGUCACAACCCCGGGCCUCGAAAAUGGGCACAAAGUCGCGUUGUCUGACACUUUUCGAACCAUCGUCGCCGUUGACGGCGAGACGGGCGAGCGAGUCCUCAGUGCCGGAGCCACUUGGGAUUAUAUCCAGGCCAACGAACUCGUUCGCAACGGCCUGGUCGAGGUCGGUGAUGUCUGCGAGCGCUUGAAGAAAAAGGCCCGAUGCGAUGGUCGCGGUCCCGUCUUCUUGGAAGCCGACGUCCAAAAAGCAAUUGUUGAAAGUGCCGCUGCUGGCGGACGCGAUGAAUUGAUAUGA
This is a messenger RNA of Exophiala dermatitidis NIH/UT8656, 972 nucleotides long. RefSeq lists its product as uncharacterized. NCBI's taxonomy places the organism in Eukaryota, Fungi, Ascomycota, Eurotiomycetes, Chaetothyriales, Herpotrichiellaceae. The record is from RefSeq and is a predicted model, not a curated record. The transcript is spliced from 3 exons. Gene Ontology annotation, cellular component: RNA polymerase II transcription regulator complex. Gene Ontology annotation, molecular function: transcription cis-regulatory region binding; DNA-binding transcription activator activity, RNA polymerase II-specific. The coding region runs from base 1 to 972 and encodes 323 amino acids.